This is a messenger RNA of Cladocopium goreaui, 930 nucleotides long. The record is from the annotation of a GenBank genome assembly. Lineage: Eukaryota; Dinophyceae; Suessiales; Symbiodiniaceae.
AUGGCGCCUUCGGGCCUUUGGACCGAGGAUGUUGCUCCGCCCAAGAAGAAGAUUGCCGCAGCGAUCUCGACCUGGAGAAUUUUUUGGGAUUCGAAAGCAGUAUGUCGAAAGUAUCUGCUGAUCUUGGUCUACAUCUUGUCCGACGCCGUACGGAACCUGACCCUGGCGAAGGCCUUGAGCUCCACGGUGAUCAAUCCCAGCUCCAUCACUUUGAUCGUGUACAUCAUCGGUGUCGUGGUGGCGUCAGCGCUCACAUUGUAUGUGGAAGGCAUUGGGGGCUUUUGGAUGGCAUGGCACCCCAAGAAGAUCUUGAAGUGCUCUCCACCGGGGUUUUUGUACGUGCUGACUGCCACGCUGAUGAACAUGGCAUAUUCGCAAGGCAUGAACGCGGCUCUAGCGCUGAUCAUUGGGAAACUUUAUACACCUGUGGCAGCCAUUGGUGCGCGCUGGGUCCUCAACAAAUACUACAUGUGGCUGGAGUAUGUGGCCAUUGCAAUCCUGACACUCGCUAGCAUGAUCUUCGGCUAUCUUCAGGCAUUCAGCCCUGGGUCAAGCCCAGCAUGGGCUGAGGAUGUGAAUUCACUUCGCGUGGCAAUACUGCUAGUUUUAGGCUCUGCAGUGGCUUCGGCCUUCAACUCACUGUUGACGGAGCGAAUCCUGAAAGGCGACAAGGCUCGUUAUCACGUGCAAAAGGUGCGCCUGGACGCGUCGUGCAUCGUUAGUGCCUUAGCCUUUAUUCCCAUCAUUGCGGUGAUCUCUCAACGCGCACAGGACAAUCCCUGGGCCGUGCGACCCAUCGGUGUGGGGCCAAGUUGGGGAUCAGGCUGGCAGAUAAAAAUUCGAUCAGAGACCUGCCGCUUUUUCCGCGUUACGGAGAAGAUCAGCGAGUCGCGACCAUUUGUUCAGAUCGAAGUUCCAACUUUGGGUUGA